UAUGCUCACCGUUAUGCUGCAACUCUCGCAGCAAGUUUCAACCCCUAUUUCUCUCACUCGCUCUCUCUCUCGGGUGCGAUACGCACCCCUGGUGAGUGGGGUUUUGUGGCAAAAGGUUGCGCAUUCGCUCACAUACGGUAAGCGUUGGUCCGCCGGGCAAGUAGCAACGAGCAACGAACAGCUGCGAGCGAUAACACGCCUGGUGUGGCUAUCGAUUUGGCGCGCUUUGUGUUGAUACGUGAUUUGCGAAUAAGUGAUAGAGCCAUUGUCCCGGCUGGAAAUGAUAAAACCAAACGUUUAACAAUUAAACUGCUCUGUAGGAAGUAGAAGGUAUUCGGAAGGAAGUGUUUUGUGCGUGAAGGGAAAGUUUAAAAUUCAAAUGAUUGUGUCCGUUGCUGUACGGUGAACUUUUGCAUUAGGAACCCACAUCUGGCGAAGAACAAAUUCACGUUCCAUUACACUAUGGGCCAGGAACAGGAUCUCGGUGAGGUCGAUAUGGAGGAGCAACGGAAAGACAUCGAACCACAGCAGGGUGAUGAAUCUCCUGUCCAGCUAAAGAACGGUACAGCUAAACUGACCGUUCAGUCCACCGGCGAUCUUAAACAAACCAUUCUCGAUGGGCUGGAGAAAAAAGGUGAUCGUGGUCUGUGGCUUUGGGCAUUGUUCAUCCUGUGCCUAACGCCCAACAUUCUGAAUGGAUUCCACGUGUCGUCCUACGUGUUUCUGGGUCAGUUGCCGAACAACUACUACUGCAUGGUUCCCGAGCUGCUGCAGGCCGGCUGGAGCCACGAGGAAAUACGCAACAUAACCUCACCAACUGGCAGCACCAGAAACGGUACCUGUACGAUCUACACCUGGAACUAUGGACAGCUGAGCGAGCUGAACUACAACGAUGCACUCAGCUACACCCAGUCCCAUCCACCACCAGCCGAGGUGAACUGUCUCGCCACGGGACGUACCGGUGCUAGUUGGCACAUGUACUACGAUCAACCGGAAGGUGUAUCGAUCGUACCGGAAUGGGAUCUACUGUGUGAGCGGACCGCACUACGCUCCACGGUACAGGUGGCACUAUCGAUUGGCAAGUUUGUCGGUGCAUCGAGCUUCGGUGUCAUCUCGGACAAGUACGGUCGCAAGACGAGCUUCUCGAUCGCCGCCACACUCUACAUCGUGGCCGGACUGUUGACGACCUUUUCACCAUUCUACGCACUGUUGCUGCUCGGUCGCAUUGGACUGGGUGCAUCGGCUUCCGGUGUAUUUUAUCCAGCAUUUGCACUACUAACGGAAAACAUUGGCAAACGCCACCGAUCGUGGAUGAGCAUAGCGUUUAACUUUUCCUAUCCGCUCGGUAUGCUGUGUCUUGCGCUGGCCGCGUACCUUAUCAAACCGUGGCGAGAUCUUUCACUCGCAUUGACUGUACCAUCCUUUCUGCUCGUAAUACACCUCUACUUCCUCGUGGAAUCUCCACGAUGGUUACUGAGCAAAGGUCGCGAACGGAAAGCAUACCGAAUGGUAUUUGGACACAGUGCUCCACAGGAGCUGAUCGAUAGCGCAACGGUGGCGGAGAAGAAUCAAGGUGCAGAUGCUGACUCUGAACCGGCAGCCGUACCAUUCAGCACGAAGCUAAAGCAAUCGUUUAGCGAAUUUACAAAGCUUUACGGAACGCCAGUACUGUGCCAACGUGCGCUUAUUUGUCACUUUACUUGGUGCAUCACGUCGCUCUGCUAUUACGUGACAGCUCUGAACGCGGACAACUUUGCAGCUAAUCGAAAUGUGUACGUUGCCACUACCGGGUCGGUAGACAUCGUGGCUUACAUUCUAUCGAUGAUCGUACUAGCGUACUUUGGACGCCGUAGUUCAUCGUUUUGCUUUUUCCUGUAUGCGGGCGUUUGUCUGCUGGUUGUGCUAGCCUUCCCACAGGACAAUACGACGCUGCUAGUGACGUUUGCCAUGCUGGGUCGUGUUGGUAUCACUGCCGUGUACGCUAUCGUGACCCUGCAUACGGCCGAACUCUUCCCAACAGAGAUCCGCAAUACGGCGCUAGGCAUUUGUUCGACCAUGGCGCAUGUUGGAUCGAUCGCUGCACCGUACAUUACGGAUCUGCUCGGUCGCCUUGCCUGGUGGAUACCGACCACGAUAUGUGGCUGUGCUGUGUUGCUGGCCGGUGCACUAACAUUGCUACAUCCGGAAACGCGCGACGCCGCACUAAAGGAUCAUGCACAGCAGGAACAGCACGUCCGUCAUACCGUCGAUGUGGAAGAGAUGCACGAGAAGGAUGAAAAAUCAAGUACGGAUAACUAAUGGAA
This is a messenger RNA of Anopheles funestus (African malaria mosquito), 2303 nucleotides long. RefSeq names its product organic cation transporter protein. The transcript has 6 exons. Gene Ontology annotation, molecular function: transmembrane transporter activity. Lineage: Eukaryota; Metazoa; Arthropoda; Insecta; Diptera; Culicidae. The record is from RefSeq and is a predicted model, not a curated record. Gene Ontology annotation, biological process: transmembrane transport. Bases 463 to 2298 code for a protein of 611 amino acids. Gene Ontology annotation, cellular component: membrane.